GCAGCUCGACCAGUAUCACCGCGCAAAACUCCUCUCUGAUGCCUCGUCUCGGCCCGAAUUCCUGAAUUCAACAGCCGCCACCGCCGUGGAGGCUCGUCUGUGUGCGGCCUGAGCCAUUUCGCCGAGCUCUUCUCCGCUGCGACAGGCCCUUGACAUCAUCGGAAUCUGCGAAAUCCCCAUAUUUGCACCUUCACCCCGGUGUGCCGGUACGUUCGCCCACACAACCUCCCGGCUGCGUGCCGAAUAACGCCUUACGACGCAUCCCGGUAGCUUGACUGCGGAUGUUGGACGCUCGCGUUGCAGUAUGAAUGGCUACUACCAGCGCCGGUACACCGCCGACGAUGCGGCGCAGCAAUACGCCGUCACCCUCAACGAGCCUGAUGCUCAACACAUGAUGGACAUGGCCGGUAUGGGAUCGAACAUACCGGCCGCGCAGAGCUUGGACGAGAUUGUGAACCAGAAUGCAAAGGAGAUGAGGAGGCGGAGCAUGCCCGUAGGAACGUAUCAGAACCCCGCAGCCAACGAAAUCGACGACUCGAUGCGCAGGGCGAGCAUGGUCGACAUGAUGGAUUUUUCUGCUGGCUCUCCAGACAUGGCCCACUUCAACUUUGACCACUCGGGCUUCGACUCAGCCAUGGUCGACAUGUCGCCGCAGGACGACGACGCCGCCUCGAGACAGCGGUCGAACGGUCACGCAAACAGCUUGUCCGUCAACGCCAGAUUUGCGACAUCGCAGCCGGACGGCUUCGGCUCGAUGAGCCAGCACUCGCACGGUUUCGACUCGGCCAUGGCAGGAGCUCGUCCGUUGGAUAUGGACAUGACAAGCCCGUAUCUCACAUCCGCGUUUCCGACGAGCAUGCCCAUGAGCAACGAAAUGAAUAUGAUGAGCCCAGAGAUGCCACAGGCAAACACGUUCAACCCGGAGCAGUACAAUUCGCCCAUGGUCCAAUCUCCAAUUCACCCGGCGUACGCUUCAUCGAUGCUAGCCCCAUCGCUCCAAGACCCGGGCGGCGGCACGGCACCGGGGGCGACGAGGCGAGCAUCUCAUUCAAGCAACAACGCGAUCCCAGAUCCGAGGCAAAGUACUUCAAGAACGAGCAGUAACAACGAUUCGUCAAGCCAGAGCACCUCGCAGCAGGGUAGCGUGUCAACACAGCCGACGAACAAUUUGCAGCAGUCCGUCGCGUCCGCUUUCAGCCCGAAGAGGAUGGCGCAAAAUCCGCCAGGACCUCCAGAGAUGGUCAACGGGAAUCCGCUGCCGUGGACGGCACCUCCAGACGGUUGGCCGUCUUCUCAGAGGGGUCGGACGCACAUGGAUACUCAGUUCAAGGACGCUUACGCGCCUAGCGGGUACGAUCUGAUGAGUAUUCUGAUCCGCGUUGCCAACAGACCCAAACCUCAAAUCAACAUCGGCGCCGUAGACCUCUCCUGUGCUUUCGUCGUCUGCAACACGAAAGCGCACGACGCGCCAAUAGAAUACGCUUCAGAAUCCUUUGAGCGCCUUACUGGCUAUUCCAAGCAUGAAAUCAUUGGCCAGAACUGCCGGUUCUUGCAGUCGCCUGACGGUAGAGUCACACCCGGUGUCAAAAGAAAGUAUUGCGACGAUGACGCAGUGUUGUAUCUGAAAAAUUGCAUCAACACGCGAACAGAGGCCCAGAUCAGCCUGAUCAAUUACAGGAAAGGAGGGCAACCUUUCAUGAAUUUGCUCACGAUGAUUCCUCUUAUGGACGAUAAUGGGGAGACGUCGCAUUUCGUAGGGUUUCAGGUUGAUCUCGUCGAAAACCCCACGGCCAUCAAUGCGAGGAAUCCAGACGGAACGUACUCGAUCAACUAUCAAAGACACGAAAGCUUGCCAAGCUACUUCCUCGCGCCUCCCGGCGAAGGACUGAGUGCUGAGAUCUCACAGACCCUUCCGAGAGACGAAGUGUCCACUGUUCUCGGAACAAUCACAGGUGCUGGUGAAAACGAACUUUCGCGUCGCCUAAUGGAUAAAGUGCUCCUUGAGAACGCUGACGAUGUCAUCCACGUGCUCUCACUCAAAGGCUUGUUCUUAUACUUAUCGCCCUCGUGUCGUAAUGUUCUCGAAUACGAUCCCAGCGAACUUGUCGGUACCCCUCUUUCAUCGGUGUGCCACCCCUCGGAUAUCGUCCCUGUCACUCGCGAGCUUAAAGACCCAUCCAGCGGUCCCUCGCUGAGCGUUGUGUUCCGAAUUCGCAGGAAAAACAGCGGUUACAUGUGGUUUGAAUCUCAUGGUUCGCUUCACACGGAGCAAGGCAAAGGUCGUAAGUGUAUCAUCCUCGUGGGGCGGGAGAGGCCUGUGUAUACUCUCAAUAAAUCCGUGCUCAUGGAAGGCGGUGGCAUUGGAGAAAACGAGCUGUGGGCCAAGAUGUCCACCACGGGCAUGUUCCUCUUUGUGUCGAGCAAUGUGCGCCAGCUGCUAGAUCGGCAACCAGAGGAGCUAGUUGGCACGAACAUUCAGGCGCUCAUGCGUCCUGACUCGAAAGAGGAGUUUGGAAGAGUGCUUACGAUCGCUUUAACGGGCAAAAACACGAGUGUGCGGCACGAGGUCACGAACAAGAGGGGGCAGGUGCUUCAGGCGUUCUCGUGGAUCUAUCCUGGCGAUGCUACGGAAGGGAACAAGCCGACUUUCUUGGUUGUGCAGACUCGGCUAAUCAGGUAUCAUAGUGGGGGAGGAAACAGACAAUCUGUGAAAGGCGACCAAGGCCCCAGGGGUGAUGCAUUGACACGUACCUCAAGUUUGGUCACCGCUGGCAAUGCGACGCCAUACACAAAUCACAGUUCGAGCGCUCAGACCGUCGACACGUCGAUGUAUCGCUCUGCAGAAGGUUACGCUGUCACGCACGCUGGACAAGCAGGACUCGCCAUUGGUCGUCAGGAUAUGUCGCUCGCCUCAGAGGAUAACAUGUUCGAUGAGCUGAAAACAGUCCGUUCCUCGUCCUGGCAAUUCGAACUAAGGCAGAUGGAGAAGAGGAACAGGAUGCUGGCUGAGGAAGUACAAAGCCUGAUUGCAGCGAAAAAGAAGAGAAAGCGAAGACGAGGAGCGGGAAGUCUGCAAAAAGACUGCGCAAAUUGUCACACCAAAAACACUCCGGAGUGGAGGCGGGGACCUAGUGGGCAGCGAGAUCUAUGUAACAGCUGUGGUCUGAGGUGGGCCAAACAGGUAUGAGUCUCAUAUAACGGCCGCGUCUCUCCACGCACGUCCUCGCAACAGAGCGCGAAAUCUGGACACACCGACAAGGCCUCGAAGGCAAGUGCGUCGCCACUCAGCGAUCACGUCACCGCAGGUGACCAGCCCAACAUCGCAUCUAUGACAGGAGGAAAUUCACUGCCUGUGACUCCAACCGCGGCCACGCCCGCUGAGAGGCGCAAUUCAGCGCAAGAAGCGAGUCUAGAGAGCCAUGCUGCAAAAGUUGCACGGAUGGAAGCCCCCGCUGUAGCUGGACUCGGCGGGGGAAUUCCACCAAAGAUUGAUGAGGAGUCGGGCUCGGGAUGAGAUUUGGGGACGGAGCCCUCUUUAUACACAACUCCCUGCCUAGCUUCAUUCGAUGUGUCUCCCUGUUGGCGCUCUUCAUCAACGGAUGCAUAUCACGUCACUACAUUUCAUUCCUGUUCCUGGGGACCUUGAUUCAUCGUGGGUUCUCGCAUCCUAGAACGGAUACCAAGGCAACGACUGCAAUUUUUUUUUUUUCGAUUUAAGGCGAAUUAUAUAGGCGCAUGAUACCAGGCACGAACUUUCUUCCACGGGUCAAUUAUCAUUCUAGCUCGAACAGGCAUCUCGCGCGGCAUACUCUCAGACAUUAUGCUCUGGUCGCAUUUCUUGGGAGUUUUUUUUAACCUCUCCACACAUACCACACACCACCCUCCCCCCUGACGUUAUUUGCAUGACUUUGAUCUCCAAGAACGGGAUUUUGGAGGCAUCAGAUCAAAGGUCAUAUCGAGUUUCGUCGUAUCGAAAAUAGACCGUCAGGAAUUCGAUAGCCCUUUCAAACUUUCACGCUAACUGAUGCCGUGAAGGUUGGCCUCAAACUUGACACGGCAACGCCGAGAUGCCUGACUUUGUUCUUACCUUUCAAUGGUGGCAGACGCCAUUUUGCUGGUGGCCAUCGGAUGAAAAUUGCUGUAUCUAUAUCUUUACAAUGGCUUUUAGGCUAUUUUUGUGAGAUGAAUAAUGAUAUAUAAUAUGAUGCUGAUCACG
Verruconis gallopava is the source of this 4216-nucleotide messenger RNA. RefSeq lists its product as hypothetical. The coding region runs from base 305 to 3187 and encodes 960 amino acids. The record is from RefSeq and is a predicted model, not a curated record. Gene Ontology annotation, cellular component: nucleus. Gene Ontology annotation, biological process: regulation of DNA-templated transcription. The transcript has 5 exons. Lineage: Eukaryota; Fungi; Ascomycota; Dothideomycetes; Venturiales; Sympoventuriaceae. Gene Ontology annotation, molecular function: protein binding; zinc ion binding; sequence-specific DNA binding.